AUGGCGGAGGGCCGCAUCUACAACUUCUCCGCGGGCCCCAGCCAGAUGCCCCUGGAGGUGCUGGAGGAGGUCCAGAGGGAGCUCGUGAACUACAAGGGCACGGGCAUGAGCGUGAUGGAGAUGUCGCACCGCUCCAAGGAGUACAUGGCCAUCGCCGCGCAGGCCGAGAAGGACCUCCGGGACAUCUACGGCAUCCCCGGCGACUACAAGGUGAUGUUCGCGCAGGGCGGCGCGACCCUGCAGUUCUCCUCCGUGCCCCUCAACAUGCUCGGGUCCAACCCCAAGGCCGACUACAUCGUCACGGGCCAGUGGAGCGACAAGGCAUCCAAGGAGUGCAAGAAGUACGGCGUCCCGAACAACGUCUGCGACACCAAGGCGACCAAGUACACAACCAUCCCGGAGAACUCUACUUGGAAGCUCGACAAGGAGGCCGCUCCGGCGGACGUCCACUACUGCGACAACGAGACCGUGAACGGCGUCGAGUUCGGCUUCUGCCCCGACGUCGGGGAGGUGCCCCUCGUCGCCGACAUGUCCUCCAACUUUGUCUCCAGGCCGAUCGACGUGUCCAAGCACGCGUACAUCUACGCGGGCGCGCAGAAGAACCUGGGCCCCGCCGGAAUUUCCAUCGGCAUCCUGCACCCUAAGUUCGCCGACGGCUCGAAGGAGCUGAAGAUAUGCCCCACAUAUUGCAGCUUCAAGACCAUGGCAGACAACGGCUCCAUGUACAACACCCCGGCGAGCUUCACGUGGUACGUCAUCGGCGAGUACCUCAAGUACACCAAGAAGGUCGGCGGCGUGCAGUACUGGGCCGAGCAGUCCGACAAGAAGUCGGGCCUCAUCUACAGCAUCAUCGACGGCUCCGACGGCUUCUACCAGUGCCCCGUGGACAAGAAGUGCCGGUCCCGCAUGAACGUGCCGUUCACCAUCAGCGGCGGCGACGAGGCCCUGGAGAAGAAGUUCCUGGACGAGGCCAAGAAGGUGAAGCUUUUCACCCUGGCGGGCCACCGCUCGGUGGGCGGGUGCCGCGCGUCCCUCUACAACGGCAUGCCCCUGGAGGGUGUCGAGAAGCUCGGGGAGUUCAUGAAGUCCUUCCUGGACGAGAACCGCAAGUGA
Prorocentrum cordatum is the source of this 1113-nucleotide messenger RNA. The record is from the annotation of a GenBank genome assembly. Lineage: Eukaryota; Dinophyceae; Prorocentrales; Prorocentraceae.